CGAUAUAUACCGCAGAUAACAGGUGCAACCCAGGUCCCCGGUUGGAGGAUUGUCGAGCGACCGCUGGUGAAAUCUGAAAAACGGGCGCCUGACUUGUGGAUUAUUUCUCCCCGGAUCUCUUUUUCUUCAGCCUCUCGUUUUCUGUUAUUGACAUUAUCCUGCUUGGGCAGUAAGCGACUCUGAUGUCGGCACCCGGUGACCUCAGCAGCAUCCUGACCAGCGCCAACUGGGCUAUGUAUCGGACGGGAGCGGAAGAACCCCCACCUGGACAAGGUGUCAGAGCCGUCCUGACCGACACACACUACUCAGCGGAUCCGCUGGGGCAGCUCAGCUGGUACCACCUCGCCCCUCAGCACUGGACGACGCAUCACGUUCUCGACUGGAUCAGCUGCAAUGCGGAGGAGAGCAAAUUGGACGCCAGGCCUCUGAACUUUAACGGUACCGAAGACGCAAGCAUGACUUCGGAUCUCCUCGGCGACCUCUGGGAAGACGUCCCCGACUUUCUGAAGAGUUCGGGAUGCGAUGACUACAGCCUUCUCAGAACCGUCAUCGUUCAGGAUGACCGACAGAGCAAUGUUGAUAUCUAUCUAGAUGGGUUCAGAAGUAUGGGAGACAUGACGCCCCAAAGCGACAAUGGCUACGAGUCAGGGUCUGCGUCACUGGACAGCUCUAGUGCAGGAACCCUACGAAUGCCAAGCUCUCCAGAGUCUGGUGGAUCCGACUGUGAAUUGGAGUUCCUCAACGUACAGCUUCCAAGCCCUGAAGACGACAUCAAGGCCAAGAGAGAAGAGGAGAAACCACAUAAGCGAGGCCGAGGAAGACCCAGAAAACUCAGCUGUGGCCUGGGACCAUUUCCGGAGACAAAAAACAAACACUCACCUCGAGGAUCGCAUCUCUGGGAGUUUAUCCGCGACAUCCUGAUCCACCCAGAACAGAAUCACGGUCUGAUGAAAUGGGAGGACCGAAAGGAGGGCGUCUUCAAAUUUCUUAAGUCCGAGGCUGUGGCCCAGCUCUGGGGUCAAAAGAAAAGGAACAGCAGCAUGACAUAUGAGAAGCUGAGUCGUGCCAUGAGGUACUACUACAAGCGAGAGAUUCUGGAAAGGGUGGAUGGCCGGCGCCUGGUGUACAAAUUUGGGAAGAACUCGAGUGGGUGGAAGGUGGAGGAAACGGGGCUUGCACAGUGACGGGUUCCAUGGAAAAUGCAAAAUGUACACGGAGACCCAGUUGUCUCAAAAAAGGGAUCCGUUGAUUCCUUUUGGUACAAAGACUCAUCUGCUUCCAUCUUCUCAUGUGAAGGGGAGGUGCUGCAAAAGGAUGUAAGCCAAUGUGUUGGCUAAAGUAGGUUGUAUGAACCAAUAAUAAUACCGUGUUUGUGUUGUCUUUAUUAUUAUAUGAAUGGCUUUUGUCACAAUCAUACUUUUUAUAUGUCAGGUCUUGACACCGAUGACAAUACAGCUUUUUUGUGUUUGCUCCAUUCUCUCCAUGGCUCUCCUAUUACAGUGCUUCGCCUGUAUGUAUUUUGUCGUCUUAGUGAUCAUUUGUUUCCUGGCUUUCCUACUCAUUCAGAUGAGUUGUCAUAGAAGGUAAGGAAAGGCUUUGAAGGAAGGAGACACCACGAUUACGUUAAUUUCAAAAUGAAGUUAGGUAACUUUGCAAGUUGUACAGUUACACAAUUGUCUCAAUCAAUUAUAUGAUAAGUGCUGUACAUAAGAACUAAAUUAAUUGCCUUUUAAUUGAUUGCUUGUUUUGCGAAAGAUUGAACACCCGAUAUUCAGCUGGUCUGUUAUGUUUCGUUUUUUCUUCAUAUAUUAGACACACUGUGUGAGAAAAAUAAAUUGAUGGGCUAUGCAUACAUACAAUGUGUGCAAUAAUGCCAUUGUACAGUUCAGGUUUUCUAAUAAAGAAA
Messenger RNA from Scleropages formosus (Asian bonytongue), 1906 nucleotides. RefSeq names its product E74-like factor 3 (ets domain transcription factor, epithelial-specific) (gene elf3). NCBI's taxonomy places the organism in Eukaryota, Metazoa, Chordata, Actinopteri, Osteoglossiformes, Osteoglossidae. Gene Ontology annotation, cellular component: nucleus. The record is from RefSeq and is a predicted model, not a curated record. The transcript is spliced from 8 exons. Bases 183 to 1184 code for a protein of 333 amino acids. Gene Ontology annotation, molecular function: sequence-specific DNA binding; DNA-binding transcription factor activity, RNA polymerase II-specific. Gene Ontology annotation, biological process: regulation of transcription by RNA polymerase II; cell differentiation.